AAAGCUUGUGGGCUCAAAUUAAUAAAAUUUAUUAAUUCUAAUUAAAAAAAGUAGUUUGAUUUAUAGAGAAUGGAUACAAUUUAAUAAAGCGAAUAAGGAAAUAUACAAAUAUCUUAAGAAGGCCAAAGUGAAUAGAAAGCUAACUAAGAUAUUAAAAAAGAUGAAGAGCAAAAAAGCGAGUCAUUAGAAAGUGAAGACUUAGAUAAAUUUUCUAAGGAAGAAAUCAUUAAAAAAUAUUUGUUCAUAAAAAAGGAAAAUUAAGUUUUAAGAAAAUAAUUAAACCAUAACAACGACACAAAAGCCCCUAUUCCUAAUAAUAGCUCUUAAAAUGAGACUAAAAAGUAAAAGAAAGAGCAAAAAUAGAAUAACAAAAAGGAAAGCCUAUUCGAAAUCUACCAAUAACAGCAUUAUGCCUUAAAAAUGUCUUAUGUUGGAAUCAAUUAUCAAGGCUUAGCAUAUUAGUAAGAAACUGACAACACUGUAGAAGAAUAGCUCUUCAAGGCACUUGAAAAGACAACACUGAUAAAAAAUAGAGAUAAUUGCAAUUUCACACGUUCAGGAAGAACUGACAAAGGAGUUAGUGCUUUAGGAUAAGUUAUUGGUAUCACUCUUAGAACUUCAAUAAAAAUAGGUGAAAAUAUUGAUGAAAUAGAAAAUAAAUUAGAUUACAUUAAGAUGCUUAAUAGUAAUCUUCCAGACGACAUAAGGAUUUUAGGUUGUUCUAAAGUUGAUCCUGCUUUUAAUGCAAGAUUUGAUUGUUAAAAGAGAAUUUAUAAGUAUUACUUUUUUGAGAAUUAGAUGGAUAUUUAAAGAAUGAAGGAAGCAGCUAACCUCUUUUUGGGAGAACACGAUUUUAGAAAUUUCUGCAAAAUAGAUGUUUUGCAAACACUUAACUAUGUUAGAAUUAUUUAUUAACUUGAUAUAGAAGAAGUUUAGGCUAAUUUUGGUACUCUUGACCCUCGUUCUAAAUUAUAUGUAGCAACUAUUCAAGGAAGUGCUUUCCUUUGGCAUUAAAUCAGAAACAUGAUGGCUAUACUUUUUCUAGUAGGCAGAAAAUAAGAAGAACCUUCAAUAGUUACAGAGCUUCUUGAUAUUUAAAAGAAUCCAUCUAAACCUAAUUAUGAGAUGGCUCCUGAUUAUCCUCUAGUAUUAUUUGAUUGCUUGUACAAUAAUGUUAGUUUUAACUACAGUAGCGAUUAGAUAAAGAUUUAUGAACAUUAUUUGCAGAUAAUCUAAAAAAAGUGUAUCGAAAAUUAGCUUUAUAUUACAACUCUCAAUUAUAUGGCAUAAACUGCUUAGCAAUUUAACAAUUAUAAUCUUAUUUAAAAUUCAUUGAUUUCAGAAGAAGCUACUCUUCGUAAUAAGAAAUACUAGCAUCUUUCAAAAAGAUAAUGUGCUUAAUCAUCAGAAGACACUUUAAAAAAUUUAAAAGGCAGAAAAUUAGAUAAGUUUUUAAUUAAGCAAGAAAAAUAGAUAAAUUAUUAAUAGUAGCGCGAAGCAGAAAAGAAUUUAUCAUAAACAUAAGAUUAAACCUCUGAAGGAAACGAUACUUAAGAAUGA
Messenger RNA from Tetrahymena thermophila SB210, 1560 nucleotides. RefSeq names its product tRNA pseudouridine synthase. NCBI's taxonomy places the organism in Eukaryota, Ciliophora, Oligohymenophorea, Hymenostomatida, Tetrahymenidae. Gene Ontology annotation, biological process: tRNA pseudouridine synthesis; mRNA pseudouridine synthesis. Gene Ontology annotation, molecular function: RNA binding; pseudouridine synthase activity. The transcript has 3 exons. The record is from RefSeq and is a predicted model, not a curated record. Gene Ontology annotation, cellular component: cytoplasm; nucleus.